Molecule: messenger RNA, 540 nt
Organism: Fibroporia radiculosa
Lineage: Eukaryota; Fungi; Basidiomycota; Agaricomycetes; Polyporales; Fibroporiaceae
Exons: 5
Coding region: 1-540 (179 amino acids)
Biological process (GO): DNA protection
Molecular function (GO): 8-oxo-7,8-dihydroguanosine triphosphate pyrophosphatase activity
Source: RefSeq, a predicted model, not a curated record
AUGCCUACAUUACAAGCAAAGGAAAGGUAUGAUGCACGUCCGUGUCUUAGCGUAGCAGUCUUCGUACAGAUUUUGUUGGGGUAUAAGAAGAGAGGUUUUGGGCGGGGCCUUUGGAACGGGUUUGGAGGGAAAGUAGAUUCCGGAGAGACAUUUCUUCAAGCCGCAUGUCGUGAACUAGAGGAAGAGGCUGGCAUCACAGCACCUCUCGAGCACCGGGGGACGAUCUUUUUCAAGAAUGCGGACACCAAAGAAGCAGCUCAUAUCGAAGUAUUUUAUGCCGAUGAAUAUUCGGGAAGCAUUAUGGAAACUGAUGAGAUGCGUCCCCAAUGGUUCUCCAUUGAUGCAGACGCAGAACCCUCCAAUACUACCUCGGACUUACAGCCCAUUCCGUUUGGUCAGAUGUGGGAAGAGGAUCCUAUGUGGUUUCCGCUCAUGCUAUCCAAGCGUCCCUUUGCUGGACGUGUCGAUUUCGGACCUGAUGGCCGUUUGAGAAAAUGGUGGUUCGCCGAAGUCCCCGCUGCGACAUUAAUAUCUACCUAG